AGCACUGGUAAGUUUUUAUACUCGUUCUACCCUGGGACUAACGAGAAGGCAAAAGAUGACAAAGAUGUAAUUAUUCAUGAUGUGGCGACUGACAAGAAAGACAAUAUCUACGUUCUCCUGACACGCAAGAGGCCCGGAGUCGAAGAAGAGUCUUUCGUGUACUUAAAAACGUCGGAUCAAUUUCUUCCUCUCAGGGGUGGGUUCAGGUCAUGGUCUUUUGGAUGUUCUUCACUUGCAAUUAGCGACAACGAUAAAGUGCUGGUACGCGGAGAGAUGAUUGGCGGGCACUACGUGGUUGACGUGUAUGAGAAAGACGGCCAGUUUGUUAAUCGUUUUGGAGAAGGCAUCUUGAAAGGCGCUUCAUCCAUUGCGACUGCAAAUGACGGAAGUAUUGUAGUAGCAGACCACGAGGGUGAUUCGUAUCAUGUUUACACCUUUAGUGAAGAGGGAGAACAGCUUUCUAAGUUCACUGUGCAAAGAUCGUACCACUGCCCUCAAACGACGUUCCAUCAAGCGAGUGAACAUUUCGUUGUAGCUGGUAUUGAAAGAGGA
Molecule: messenger RNA, 552 nt
Organism: Porites evermanni
Lineage: Eukaryota; Metazoa; Cnidaria; Anthozoa; Scleractinia; Poritidae
Source: the annotation of a GenBank genome assembly